AUGACAUUAAAUGGAUUCAGCGACACCGAGCUCAUCCUGUCGUCAUCGGCAGGCAAGCACAUGCCGCCGCCGCCAGUGACGACGGAGAGCUACGUGUACUGCAGCCGCAGCAUCAGCGCCGACGGCGGCGCGAGCGACGGCUCCCUGCAGUCGCUGUCGAGGUACAACCAGACUGGGGACUUCGCGGCGGCCUACCUGCAGGACCCGGACGCGCUGCAGCCGUGCGGCCCCUCCGGUGUCCAGGCGGUCAUUCUGCCAUCGCCGUCGAGCUCCAGCACGCUGAGCUCAAUGGGUGGCCUAAGCCCUGCAUCCUGGCCCGCCCGCGUGCCGCCUCACCGGCCAUGCUCGCGCGCCUGCGCUUAG
Panicum virgatum (switchgrass) is the source of this 363-nucleotide messenger RNA. RefSeq lists its product as uncharacterized. Lineage: Eukaryota; Viridiplantae; Streptophyta; Magnoliopsida; Poales; Poaceae. The transcript has a single exon. Bases 1 to 363 code for a protein of 120 amino acids. The record is from RefSeq and is a predicted model, not a curated record.